Molecule: messenger RNA, 6501 nt
Organism: Spirodela intermedia
Lineage: Eukaryota; Viridiplantae; Streptophyta; Magnoliopsida; Alismatales; Araceae
Source: the annotation of a GenBank genome assembly
AUGACGAGGCUAACCCUUGACUUUGGACACACAAUGCACAAUGAGGCAGCUGCGCCAGUGUCCUCGGACGCAAAUUUUGUCUCUGGCAAGUUCCCAGACUACAAAAUAGGUUCCAACAAUGUCGUCAUUGAGUUGGAAGGACCUCGAGUGCCAUCCCUCAGAGAGAUUGUAGCUAAGGAGACUGCAUUGCUGCUGGAGCAGCAAAAACGCCUCUCUGUUCGUGACCUGGCAAAGAGAUUUGAAAACGGCCUCUCUGCUGCAAUCAAGAUAUCUGAUGAGGUACAUAUUCAUCUAAAUAUGCAUCUAGAAAUAGUCUGUUGAGCACACUCUUUCGGAAAAAAAUUAUGUAUAAUUCAUCAAUACUUUUUAAAGAAAGCGUAAUUCGCCAUUGGAAAUUGUCCAUGAUCACCGUAGAAAUUGUCAAAACUCGUAAACUAGUCAAUUUAACGAGGUAUGUGUGGAAGUAUUUAUCAUUAGUCCAUAGCGUAUUUCCUCCCUCAACUUUUUCUGUCUUUGUUUUAACGAUUCGGAUUUCUUCGUCUUGAAGGAUGCAGAAUAGUUGAUUACCACGAGUGUUGAAUUAAAGGAGUUGAUUACCUGUUAUCUUGUGCACUGGGCCAUGUAUCAACGUGGAAACUGCAUGAUAUAGAUUUGCAUUUAGUUUGAGACUAGUAUUUUAAUUUUCGUUUGUUUUCCUAGUACUGAACAUUAAAAAAACCUCAGGGAAAGUGUAAGGAGGUGGCCUCUUUAGAUCGCCAUGUAUUAUUGAAGAAGCUCAGAGAUGUGUUGGAAUCACUAAAAGGUCGUGUGGCAGGUCGAAACAAGGACGACAUGGCGGAGGCUAUUUCUAUGGUUAGUUUUUGUGUUUGCAUUUAAUGUUUCUUUGACUCUAUGUAUCCUCUGAUUUUUCUUUAAAAGCAUGUACUAUGCUGUUCCUCCACUGACAGAAGACGUAUAAAGCCUAUAUUAAUGUCUCUAUGACUGAUAUACUCCUUUACCAAAUCUGAUUGUAAAAGCUUGAAAUGCACUAGCCAAGUGUAGCAGCAAAACCUAGGAUUGCUACGCUUUCUUCUUGGUUUGCAUUUUAUGUGACAUAGGAUGGGGAAAAAUUUCUAUCUUGCUACGUCUUUGUUGUAUCAUCUUGAUAAUUAUAUGAUAUACUACUCUGCUGCCUGGGAAUUAACAUUUGAUUGUACUGCUAGAACUCCUUUUAUCCUUCCAUUAUAUUCCUUUAAAAAGCUAUAAGAAACUUUGUGAAUUUCCUAGAGUGCAACGCUUCUGUUUCUUUUAGCAUCAUGGUCUUUUGAAUAACAACCACGCCAGACCUUCUUACCUGUUUCUAGGUUGUGUUUGCAACUUUGGUUUGGCCUAUUGUUGUUUGAAUUUCGAUUACUUAUGCAGAUUCACUUUGACCCGUUUUUCUGUUUAAUGAAAAUUCUAACUAAGCACGCGAAAUUCUGACUUCUUGUAGGUAGAAGCUUUAGCAGUUCAGUUCACUCAUCAAGAAGGGGAACUUCUUCAUGAAAAAUCAGAAGUGAAGAAACUGGCGACCUUUCUGCAACAGGUUUUGAGUCGCUUUGGACAUUCAUAUUUUUUAUUUUAAAAUCGUUAAUCACUAUUUACUCCCUUUUUUACAUUUAAACCACAUCUGGGAAAGAGGAACGGGUAUACAUUGCGUGUUCUUGAUGUCACUUUGGCACAUUAUUAGUACUAUCCUAUAUUAUAUUUUUUUAAUACAUUUGAUAAAUAUGAUGAGUUGUGAUGUGCUCUUCUUUGAUGUCCAGUUGUUAGUUAUUCACAUUUUGCCAAUUGUGAAGAUCUUCUUAAAUAUGAUUAGUCAAGAUAUAUUUCAACUGAUCGUUGCACACUUCUGACAGUUUCUUUGAUCUCUAGGCCACAGAAGAGGCUAGAAAUGCUGCCGAAGAGGAAAUGGCCUUUGCCCGUGCAGAAGUUGAAAAUGCUCGGGCAGUCAUUGAAAGAGUUGAGCGUGCUGUUCAAGAACAUGAAAAAAUGUCUAUGGACACACAGAAACAGGUGUGGAUUAAAGCUACCUAUAACGUAACAUUGAUACUGACUCUUUUUCUUCCUUUUUAAUGUUAAACUUUCUGGAGGGUGUGAAGUACAAGUACUUGUGCCAUUUUCUCCGCUGCAAACACCACUACCUCUUUCCAUUCUCGUCAGUGUACAUUCGCUGCCUGGUUGCUCUCCUUUGCCUUAAUACAUUCAACUUACGAGAUUGCAUGAAAUACUUUGUCUUGAACCUUGCUUUUUUCCCAUAUAUUUAUAAUUCUUAAGAGUCUACCAAACCUCAAGUGUCUUUUGUACGUGCCGGGUGAAACGGACAUCAUGAAAUAUGUUUUAUGUCAAUAAUCCUGCCAUAUAUUUUUUUGCUUCAACUCUGCCUUACAUUCUACUUUUGGCUAAUUCGUGUCUUACGUUUAUGCUCUUAAGGAUGUGGAAGAACUGAUGAAAGAAGUUCAAGAGGCAAGAAGGAUUAAAAUGCUGCAUCAACCAAGCAAGGUAUUUCGAAAUUCAUUGUAUUCUUCGGUUUUCAAUUAGCAUCUGUGCCUUUCUUUUUCUCAAACUAUGAUUUUAUAAGUUUGACUAGUUUAGAAAUCUUAUUUGUCAUAGUACGCUGCAUUUAUUCUGAGUCUUGUGUGCUCUUGUUUUCUUAUCACUAAUGGCAAAUGAUUGUUUAGGUUAUGGACAUGGAACAUGAACUACAGGCUCUGCGAAUGCAGCUUGCCGAUAAGUCGCUGUAUACCAUUCAGCUUCGAAAGGAGGUGGUUUUUACAUCAUAUUGAUUUUGUAUGACGUGAAUUGUUCACUGUGCAAAGUAUCUCUAGAAUAUCUGCAUAGUUUACUUUGUCCUGUUUCCCUUUUCUAGGUUGUUGUUAUUUCUAUUUACUGGACGGAGUCAGUGUGGCCAUAACAUGAGCGAAAUGUUUGUUUUGAGUUCAAAAAAAUGGCAUUUGGGAAUUGGAUGGGUAAAAUAAAUUGUGCUGUACAAUCAAAAAAUGUAUGAAAUCGGAGUGGUCAUAUGCAUGAUUCGUAGAACUGUGGUUCAUGCUUGUUUUUAGUUAUAUUUCUUUUCUCUACUAUGGUUAUUGUUUGAAUCUUUUCCUUUUCUGCUGUCUCCAGCUUGCAAUGGUAAAAAAGCUUGAGGAGAACAAGUCCUUGUAUGACUUGGAUGGUUUUGAAAGAUUGGGUUCUUGCCUACGGAUAGUUUCGCAUUCACCUGCUGCUCCAGAUAUAUCAAGUUUCUCUGUUCAGUGGUUCCGUGUGCCAGCUGAUGAUGGCAAGAAAGAGCUGAUCUAUGGUAAGAAUGAAUUUCAUAUCCAUCUCUGUUUAGGGUACUGCCUAGUGUGUGUGUGUGUGCUUGGAAAGGUUCCUGAUCCUCACACGAAUUCGACUCAAUUACUGUAUUGGGGGGACAAAGUGGGCUAAUUGGCGAUUUCUUUUGUCCGUGACUCAUUCUUUAUAGCAUGGGUUACUGGAAUACGACUUGUGACAAGUUGUAUCGAUCUAGUUAGGGCUAGAUUUAGAGGGAAGAAGGGGGUUGUUUUAGGAAUAGUCCCGUACUAGUCAUUAUAGAAACAGAACCUACGGUUAGGAAGACGUGCCCUGUCCAACUAUUGCCAAACGAUUUUGAGUUGGAUGGCUUUACUACUCUAGCAUGAUACCAGAGCCUAUGGUUGCUGAAUGUCAGCUUACAUGUGAGUGGGCGCAUUAAAAAUGUUCGUGUUGGUUAUUAUAGAAAGAAACCCGUGAAUAUAAUUAUGUAUUCUCCAAUCAUUGUCAUUUGGUUCUGAGUUGAAUGAGCUGUUUGCUCUAGCAGACAUUAUGGAUAAGGGCAUAGGUGGUAAUUCGUUGUUAAAAUGGCAUUCUGAAGAAAUUGUUAAGCUUAGAAAUUGUCGAUGGCAAAUGCAUCUGUACUAACUUUUGAAUACCGGACAAUUACCCCAGAAAUGGAUGAUCUUGGCUUUUGGCAGACUGAUGCUUGGUGAUGCCAGGUUGUGCCUCAAUAGGAUUGGGUUAUACAUUUUCCUAGAAACAAUUCAACCUGGAAACUAUGGUAAAUGCCUACUUUCCCAAGUACUCUCAGAUUGCUGGCUUCAUUGCAGAAGCUACUUUAAGUUUUUUAGUUCCCUCUGUAUAUGUAUAUGCACGGAUUUCUGGUUUUAAGAUGGGUGGGGAAGGAUAACCCAACCGGUGAAUCAUUUCAGCAACUGCGUGAACAAAAGUAUGCCAUAGUCGUUGUGCUCGUGUAAUCCAUGCAUAUUUGAUCGCAUAUUAGAUCUGAUUAAGCUUGGGGAUGUAUUCUAUAUCCAGUCUAAUUGAUCGCAUAUUAGAUCCUUGGCCUGCUGGUUUCUUAUUCUUCGUUUUUCUUCCUCAGGAGCCACAAAACCAGCUUAUGCACCAGAUCCUUGUGAUGUCGGGCGAUUUUUGCAGGCUGAAGUCGUUGUGGAAGACCAAAAGUUUACCCUGAGAACAACUGGACCAGUAGAGCCUGGUCUGCCUCUCUCUCUCUCUCUCUCCCUCUGUCAUUCCCUACAUUUCACUAUUUUGUGUGACUUGUAAACAACAUGCCGGCUAAUGAGGUUCCAUUUCUUCCUUGAUUUGCUCGCAAAUACGGACCAUCAUUGGCAUGGUAUCAAGCCUUUUCAUUUGAACUUGGUACUUCUCGACAGGAGUGGUUUUCUUCUGCCCUCAUUAUAACAGUGAUUAGACACUAGAGAUUUUUUGAACCUUGUUUCAUUUAGAGCUUCCGUCAUAAACAUUUUGAAUGAAAUUCUAACGUUGGAGGAUCUGUCAAGAGUAGAACAGACUGGAGUGUCUAUGCAUUGACCUUCAAGCAUACUCCUAUGUCAACCCUUGGCAAGCUGGAAUCCGGGAACGUUUUGGUGUAGCUCAAAGCAGGGCCUGGUCUUGAGCGUAGACAUGUUUACGAUCUGCGUUUUCUUUUUGACUUAACAUCGAUUUGCAGUGCCGUAUCAUCUCUAGAGUGAUGCUGUGUUCUUCGUUCAGUUCGACGUAAUAUUUAGAUGAUAUAAGAUGUACGUGCAUGAUCUUCAUCUGAAUUAUUUUCUCUCUCAACAAUGUCGAACAGCUCCAGGCUUGGGGAGUUAUGUCGAGGCGCUUGUUAAGAAGAAUGACACCGAGUUCCAUGUAAGCGCUUUCCUGCCUUGGACUUCUGUUUUUACAUUGCUGAUGGUUCCCGCAAUGGUUCUGGUUUCAUGCUUUCAAAGCUUGUCUUCUCCUGUUUCUCAGUCUUUCUGGGUAUUUAUGUGUUUGAAGUCGAUGUCAGGCAUUUUCCUUCUCUGAUUGGUUAAUUUCGCUUGAUUGACUUGCUGUUAGGGGGAGUUGGGGGGGUGUCAAUUGGUCGUUCAGGCUUCAGCCCUUCCAUGCCCCCCACAUUUUUAAUUGAGAUGGGCCUGAUUUCGACCCACAGAAAAGCCCAAAAAGUAGGUCCUAUCCUCUUUAUGCCUACCAACUUUAGAGAGGGAGAGGAGAGCGAGAGAGAGUGGGAGCGCUUGCCAUAUGGAUGCUCAUGAGAGAGAGUCAAUGUUGUCUCCUUGUUCAUACUCAUGAGAGAGAGAGAGAGAGAGAUGAUCUUCAUACUCAUGAGUCAAUGCUUUCUUUUGUUCAUGCAGGUGGUGGUUCUUCAGACGAAUGGGGGGGACAACCCGUCAUCCUCUGUUCACGUGUUCCACGUUGGGAAGAUGAGGAUCAAGCUCCGAAAGGGAAGGUCUUCCAUAGCCAAAGAACCAUAUUCCGCCGCCAUGCAGGUCCAGUUCUCUCCCAUUCUCUUAUCAUUUUCCCAAACUAUUGAAGGAUUUCCCUACCAAAAAUUUCCCUCUCGAGGAAAUACCUUCUUUUUUUCCAUACCCAUGAGGGCAGGAGUUGCUUCAACUAUUUGGAGAAGAGUUUCCAAAUAGCAUGCCCUAGUGGUUAAUUCUAUAACUUUCAUUUCUCAUUCAGCAGACUAAUUUUUAUCUACGCAUAUAAUAAUAAACUUCAUCAUCAUCCUUAUUAUGAUUAUUCGUUCUUCGUGUUCUAACCGGCCGACUCUCUCUCUCUCUCUGAUUCCUUAGCUCUGUGGCGUCCGGGGCGGUGGAAAUGCCGCCGCCCGAUCUUUGUUCUGGCAAGCAAGGAAAGGGCCGUCGUUCACGUUGGCAUUCGAGUCCGAAAGGGAACGGAAUGCGGCCAUCAUGCUCGCCCGUAGAUUCGCAUUCGACUGCAAUGUAAGUAUGCGUGCAUUUUUCAUACACCUUUACUGCCAGUACUCUCAGAUUCCCAUUUUAUUCCCAAUUAAUUAAUUAAUUAAUUAAUUUUUCCAACGUAAUUUCUUAAAGAAUUACACAGAUAUAUACAUAUAUAAUCGGUUUUUCUUUGUGUACGAUGAUGCACGAGGUUGACCGGGGUUCGUGGUCCUCCUAGGUGUCUCUUGUGGGGCCCAACUCCGGUGGGGACCAGCCAGUGGCCGCGACCGGGCGCUGA